AUGUCACCUUCUCCAAACAUCACUUCCUCUCCUCUGAUCUUUUUCCUGACGGGCGUUCCAGGUCUGGGAGCUGCCCAUGGCUGGAUCUCCAUCCUCUUCUGCUGUCUGUACAUAACUGCCCUGUCUGGAAAUAGUUUCAUCCUAUUUGUCACCAUCACUGAGUCAAGUCUCCAUGAACCUAUGUCCUAUUUCCUCGCCAUGCUCUCAACCACCGACCUGGGACUGUGUAUUUCUCCGCUGGUCACUACGCUGGGCAUAUUCUGGUUCAACACAAGACAGAUCAGCUUCCAUGCCUGUGUUGCCCAGACAUUCUUCAUUCAACUCUUCACGGUCAUGGAGUCUUCAGUGCUCCUGGCAAUGGCCUUCGACCGCUUCGUUGCUAUUUGUAACCCACUGAGAUAUGCUACCAUUUUGACUGAGUCCAGAAUCGUCAACGGCUGGUUUGCCAUCCUUGCCAGGGGGACAGUGAUCCUAAUGCCUCUGGCCCUACUUCUUAAACGUCUGUCAUUCUGCAAAAGCCACGUGCUCCAUCAUUCUUUCUGUUUCCAUCCGGAUGUAAUCCAACGCUCCUGUUCAGACAACAAGAUCAGCAGUGUCUCAGGACUCACUGCCCUGCUCGUGACGGCAGGGCUGGACUCUGCCUCUAUUCUCCUCUCCGAUGUCCUGGUCCUUAGGACCAUCCUAAGCAUCGCCUCCCCAGAGGAGCGACGCAAGGCCUUUGGCACUUGUAUCUCCCACCUCGCUGCCGUGGCUGUCUUCUACAUCCCUCUUGUUAGCUUGUGCUUUGUCCACAGGUUUGGGAAAAGGGCCCCUCCUUACGUACACACUCUUAUGGCCAAUGCGUAUUCGCUUAUUCCGCCAGUGAUGAACCCCAUUAUCUAUAGAGUAAAAACCAAGCAGAUCCGUAGGGCCGUUAAAAAAGCCCUCUUUCCCAAGCGACCUGAGGUGUGA
Messenger RNA from Phacochoerus africanus (Common warthog), 951 nucleotides. Its product is annotated as olfactory receptor 51F2-like. The record is from RefSeq and is a predicted model, not a curated record. The transcript has a single exon. NCBI's taxonomy places the organism in Eukaryota, Metazoa, Chordata, Mammalia, Artiodactyla, Suidae. Gene Ontology annotation, molecular function: olfactory receptor activity; G protein-coupled receptor activity. Gene Ontology annotation, biological process: G protein-coupled receptor signaling pathway. Bases 1 to 951 code for a protein of 316 amino acids. Gene Ontology annotation, cellular component: membrane.